CACUUUAAAAACGAUGAUCGGCUGUAGCCCAAGAGGCCUUGUUACUUAUGUCAGUGAUAGCUAUGGUGGUAGCGCCAGUGACCGUCAAAUUAUUGAGAGGUCUGAGCUGUGUAGUAGUGGUAUGUUUGACACGGGUGACAGCAUCAUGUCAGAUAGAGGUAUUAUGGUUCAGGAUCUGUUUGCUAGUAAAUACGUGCAUGUAAACACGCCGUCAAUGCUCAAUGGAAAAUCCCAACUUAAUGCAGAAACAGUUGUUAGGGAUAGACGUAUCGCAUCUAAGAGGAUUCAUGUAGAGAGGGUCAUUGGUCUAAGCAAGACAUUUAAAAUAUUAAAAAGAGACCUGCCCCAUCAGAAGAUUUCUCUCGGUGGAAAAAUUGUUAAAGUGUGCUUCAUGAUUUCCAACUUUAGGCAAGCUAUUGUCAGCGGUAAUGCCUGCGUAAAUGGCUGGUUUUAGAAAUAAAGAUAUACAUAAUUUGUAUUGCAA
Priapulus caudatus is the source of this 484-nucleotide messenger RNA. RefSeq lists its product as uncharacterized. Lineage: Eukaryota; Metazoa; Priapulida; Priapulimorpha; Priapulimorphida; Priapulidae. The record is from RefSeq and is a predicted model, not a curated record.